Molecule: messenger RNA, 615 nt
Organism: Dentiscutata heterogama
Lineage: Eukaryota; Fungi; Glomeromycota; Glomeromycetes; Diversisporales; Gigasporaceae
Source: the annotation of a GenBank genome assembly
GAAUGUCGUGCUUGAAGUUGAAAAUUGCCAGUUUGGUUUCUGAAUGGCGGCAAGACAAUAACGGAAAGGAGACAUGCAUACUUUACGCAUUCAACAUUAAGGUGACCCCGACAUGCGAAAUGUGCAUUGAUCUUCAGAAUUACGUGUGUUUCGGCCAGAAUAGACUUUUGUACUCUAGAAGUUUUACCUUUUCAAUAGGAAUCACAUUGGACGAUGACUACUUCACCCUUGACCGCGACUGGUCAUUGUUAACUUUCCUACUGUAUCGACAACAGUGUGAUGAUUUCUUUGCUGAUAAAUGUAAUGAACAUAAACGAUACAUUUACAAUCUCUCAGCCAUAAUUAAUAGUGAAGAUUCACCCGAGAUUGCAGUUGAACGAGCUAGCAAGUCAAUUACGUCAAUGCGAUUUUGCCUCGGGUGGUUCCGUCCUGCCGAAUUGUUGUUUCCUGCCCAAACACCCUUUGAUUUCGUUCGAGUGUGUAUGAGUUUCGUCUCGGGCAGUUUCGAAGGCGCAUUAAUUAUUUUUCUUGGUUGGAAUGGCAGGUCUGAAAAGAAUAGCUCUUCAGACGGGGUUUUGUCCUAUCAAUCCCCAAUACUCUUGAUUUCGCUCGGGA